Messenger RNA from Syngnathus typhle (broad-nosed pipefish), 2485 nucleotides. RefSeq names its product CCAAT enhancer binding protein gamma (gene cebpg). The record is from RefSeq and is a predicted model, not a curated record. The coding region runs from base 482 to 1150 and encodes 222 amino acids. Lineage: Eukaryota; Metazoa; Chordata; Actinopteri; Syngnathiformes; Syngnathidae. Gene Ontology annotation, molecular function: RNA polymerase II cis-regulatory region sequence-specific DNA binding; DNA-binding transcription factor activity, RNA polymerase II-specific. Gene Ontology annotation, biological process: DNA-templated transcription; regulation of transcription by RNA polymerase II. The transcript is spliced from 2 exons.
UAGUUUUUCGACGCAGCUCAGCAAAAGCAGUGUUGUGAGCCGGAAGCGCGGCGCUUCGCGGCGCGGCGCGACGCGACGCGACAUGCCAACAAUGGUCGGCACGCUAAGACAUGCUAGCCGUAGCCUCAGCGUCAACACUGACAAAGACAACAAACUAAUAGAGCUCGUUUGACGCCGUGGCUUCGCUUUCGCGUUUACAUUUGGCGUCGUGACGCGUCACGCCAUUCCGUCUGCGACGAGCCCAAGUUACUCCGAGUGCUCCGCUCCAGUCGAAAAUGUCAAACGUCAAAGCUGAUCGAUCGGCCGGCGCGAUCGUUAGCCGCGUUAGCCGAGCGUGCGCUCCCGUUCGUCCUCCUAAUGUGUCAUUUAUGCGUCAUUGGAGUCCGCUUCCGAGUGAACGUGGAGUUCCCCGAUGAUGCAACAGCAAGCAAGAAGCAGGCGAGCGAUCGCCGCUGCUUGUUUCCACCCGGAAGACUGACGCAUGCGCACGUGCGCGCGCGGCGGCGGCGGCGGCGGCCGCUGCUGCCGCUGCUGCAAGGCUUCGUGGAAGAGAAGAGAUGUUUUCUUUCUAGUUUGGUUUCUGGUUUCGGGUCAACCUUUGGAGCUUUACGGAAGCCAAACCUUGGCAGUAUCGCGUUACAACGUGGUGCCCGUCUUCAGUCGCCGGUCAGCGGUCACCCAAAUGAGCCAGCCGCCGCAGCCUAAAGCCACGUCAUCGGACCACAACGGCGUCAGCGUCAUCCAGAGUCAGAGCCACGCCGCCGGCGCCGCCAGCGCCCUGCUGCAGCAGGUACCUCAGCCGUCGCCGCUCAGCCAGGCGUCGUCCCCGGGCGCCGGCAAGGCCGCCCCCGGCAAGAUGAAGAAGGCGUCGGCGGACAAGGACAGUGACGAGUACCGUCAGCGGCGAGAGCGAAACAACCUGGCGGUGAAGAAGAGCCGCCAGCGCAGCAAGCAGAAAGCCAUGGACACGCAGCAGAGGGUCAACCAGCUCAAGGAGGAGAACGAACGUCUGGAGGCCAAAAUCAAACUGCUCAGCAAAGAACUGAGCGUGCUCAAGGACCUCUUCCUGGAACACGCCCACAACCUGGCCGACAACGUGCAGCCCCCCUCCGGGAACCCUGAGGCCAGCCCCGCCCCCAACAACCAGUGAGGAGGGGGGCGCCGACGCUCCCCUGCAGCCUGGCGCCGCCUUGGUCUGACGGGAACCAGACACUGGGACGGACGGAGGGGGUGGAGCGGAGCGGAGCGUGACCUGCUCCACGUGUCCCCUUCUUUCUUUUUUGCCAUUUACCAACACGUGCAAGACAGCGUUUGGGGACGCUCGCUCUUCCUCUCGCCUCGAUUCCGCUUUGCCGGUGGCGGCGCCGGCGGCUAACUCUUUGAGGUUGAUGGGCACGUUCAAGUCGACGCCAGACUCUUGAUUCUGGACUCGAGGCUCUCCAUGCUUGAUUGUGGGCUUUUGACUGAGUGUUUUGAAUUUGAUGGUGAACUCUUGACACAACUCUUGAUUGUGGCCACUUCUCCCUUGACUCAAUGUUCUGACUUCAGAGCCAAGACUUGACUGGCUCUGAAAUGUGCAUCGCCCGCCAUCCAAUGCUUGUCCAGGGUCUUUGUAAAUGAAUGAACAAUAUGCCAAAAAUACGUUGACAUUGCUACUUAUGAGGAAAAAAAAAACCCCAAAACCUCUUUCUUUCAUUGGAGAAUAAGAUUUCUUGUGAAAUGAUUAUGGUGCAGCCCUGGUCUAUACUCAUGGCGGAUUCUGGAAUGGAUUCAACAAAAUGUUCAUUCUGGGCCCUUGACUCGUCGAGAACAUUGAUUCUAGUUUGUGAAGUCCAAACUCGCUUGGUUCUAAUUCAUCAAGUCCAAACUCCCUGGAAUGGAGCCGUUGUCUUUUGUGGACUCGACACUUGAGAGUCUGAGCCCGGAUUCUGAAUUCUCGACUCUGUCUGCUUCCGCAUGUGUUCAUCGCCUGUGCUUUUGUUAAUUAGCAUGCUUAACGUCAUCUCUUGAUGAGCCUUUCUGUUCCAAACCUCAGCUAAAUCCUUCCUUCCUUCCUCCCUCCCUCCCUCCCUCCCUCCCUCCCUCCCUCCCUUCCUUCCUUCCCCGUAGAAUGGCUUACGUCAAACGUUCAUUUGCAUGUUUCUAACACUAAAUGUGAUGUGGUGUUUGUUUGUCUUUUUUUUUUUGCGGCAACGGCGUGACUAGCCGCGAGCUAGUUUGUUAAUUAGCCCGCUACCUACUAAGCUAGCUAUCUAGGUUAGGAUGACUUCCAGUUGACUUUGUUUGAUGCCGCACACACCUCGCAGUAACGAGGACCCAUCGGAUCCUCGUCCGGCUUUCAUAGAAUAAAGGGCGUUCAAAUUGGACCAACAACAUCAAAUGUUAUUUAUUUACGCUGGUGAAAAAAUAUUUUUAUUGGCUAUUUCUUUGCUCGUUGAUCUUUUUGUGCUCCGAGUGGAACGAUAAUAAAAUCCCGUUGACAUUU